AUGGGCAAAGCAGGGGCAUGUAAAAGUGACAAUGGCUCAUUUGCAGGAGUCUGUAUGAGAAGAUCCCACUCUGGCUCCUCACUGAGCGGAGAUCCUGAUUCAACUAUCCUCUCUUGUUUGUCCUCCACAUCCCCUUCUGAAGAUUCCAACGUCCCCACGAGCCUAAGCCGUGAUGGGUCAACACAUCCUAUAAACUACAUUCCUUCCGAAGUACUUUCAUUAAUCUUCAUUCAUUGCGUCUCCUUCCCACCCGACUUUACUGAACCACUCAUCCUUUCGGAAGUAUGCCGCAAGUGGCGAGCUGUUGCCCUGCAGACACCAGCAUUAUGGAAUACGAUUACUCUACCAAUACCAGGUUUUGAUGGUGGACUUCCACAUAUCCAAAUAGUGGAGAUCUUCCUCAAAAGAUCUGCGGCGCUCCCACUAAAGGUUGAUCUAGGCUUGAUAACUGGAAUUACUCCAUGCUCCGACUCUCGAAGAGACCUUGAGCUGCGCGAUGAAGUCGUGCAGACGCUCGCUCCUCAUACGAAUCGUAUAAGAGUCUUGGAGAACGUCAUGCCUAAUCAUCUCCUCCAUCAGUUCGGUAUCUCCCGUUUAAGCUGCCUCGAGGAAUUACUGGUCUGUGAGGAUGAGAAGUCAGGUCACGUCGACUAUCCAGUGGAUGGGAACCAAUUUUCGGACACUUUGCGACUUCUCGACUUGUGCGGAACGAUGUUCGACAUCAGGCGGGUAGGACUGCCCCAGAAUCUCUCGGAGCUGUAUGUUCGCGAACCCACUGGACAGGGACAGGUGUCUGUCCCACAGAGCAUUGCUCUUUUCUCUGCAUUGCCACGUUUGACACACUGUUAUUUGGAUAUCACCCGUCAACCGGAGACAGGAGCAGAAAUUCAAGGGCCACUGCGUGUUAGCAUGCCGAACUUGGAGGUGUUUUAUUUUAGUUGGCCGAGGGAUAUCGAUAUCGGGCCAAUACUCGAUGCACUCGUGGCGCCCAUACUGAGCACUCUGGGCCUACGCGCACAGUACGCCGCCACAAUUCCAUGGAACGAACUAGUCCGCUUUGUAGAGCGCGAACUUCCUCCUUUGUCCAUUGUAUCUCUCGUUGGCUCUGGUAACAUUCAUCCUGGUUUUGCGGAAUGUCUGAAAAACACCCCCGAACUAGAGAAUCUGACACUCUCUGGGUUUGAGUUGGGUCCCUCCUUCCUGGAUGCACUAACUCUUAGGCAUGGAAAAGAGACGUCUGGGCUACUUCCAAGACUAGAGUACCUUGACUUUGAAUGGUGCACUUGUCCAGACGUUGGUCGUCUUGUCUCUAUGCUUAGAUCCCGUGGUAGAGAUAUGCCCAAUCAAGAGAACUGUUUGGAAUAUUUCAGAAUGAGUACCGAAGCACUCACCAAAGCAGAUAUAAGGCAGCUCCAAGGUUGUGGCAUAGAGUGCUGCAAUAUACAACGGUUAUGA
Molecule: messenger RNA, 1455 nt
Organism: Fomitiporia mediterranea MF3/22
Lineage: Eukaryota; Fungi; Basidiomycota; Agaricomycetes; Hymenochaetales; Hymenochaetaceae
Exons: 1
Coding region: 1-1455 (484 amino acids)
Molecular function (GO): protein binding
Source: RefSeq, a predicted model, not a curated record